UUCGACGUGAGCGGACGUGUGGCGGAUUUUGUUGUUUUGGGUUUUGGUUUUUCACGUGAGCGGUUUUUGUUAAAAAUUUAAAUAAAAAAAUCGCUUGUAAAGGUUCUGAAGAGAAGUUGUUGCGCAAACGUCGGAUGUCUUUUUUUUUUAUCGUCGUCGCGUUUGCUUUAAUAGAAGAAGAAAAAGAAGUGUGUCAAAAACAAAAACAAAUAAUAAUUAAGACCAAGAAAAUAAAGCAAAAGUAUUAGUUCAAAUUAACAAAAUAAAAAACGCCACAUAACACAGAAUUAUGGGCAAGCUACUGAGCCUUCUGUCACGCGACGAUUCAAAUUGUUGCGCAGCCAAAUCCUACGAUGUCUUUCUGGACUUCGAGAAUGCCGCACCCACAGAGACUGAACGCGAGGUCUACGAGGAGGUAGAGCGUGUGCUUAAGGAAUCAGAAGUGGUGCUAGAGGAGAUACAAAUCUAUAAGGGCGCCGGCAAGGAGAUACGUGAAGCCAUUGCCGAUCCCUCACCAGAAGUUACAGGCAAGGCCUGGUCCGCUGUAUUGCCAUUGGUUACCAAGCUGAAACGUUGCUAUGAGCACUCCAUGAAUCUGGAUAAAAUAGUGCCCAAAUUGUUGGGUCAACUGGUUGGUGGCAAAUUGAAUCCAACGCAGCAUUUGGAGACACAGCAAGCGUUGGUCAAACAGCUGGCCGAGAUCUUAGAAUUUGUAUUGAAAUUCGAUGAGUACAAGAUGAAAACACCCGCCAUACAGAAUGAUUUUAGUUACUAUAGACGCAUUGUGAGCCGCCAGCGUGUGGAUUCCACAGAGAAUAUGUUGGUCAGCACGGAGCUGGCCAAUCGUAUGUCAUUAUUCUAUGCCCAUGCCACACCCAUGCUGAAAGUAUUGAGUGAGGCGACAUCGAAGUUUGUAAAUGACAAUGCGGACGAUGUGGAGAAUACAACAGAAACGUUAGGAACUAUGGCCAAAGUGUGCCUGAGAAUGCUGGAGAAUCCCAAACUACUGCAACAGAUUGAACGCGAGGAGACACAGAUGCUGGUUCUUCGUGUUAUGGUCGGUCUGGUCAUACUCUAUGAUCAUGUGCAUCCGGUUGGUGCAUUUGCACGCGGGGCCCAUGUCGAUGUUAAGGGAUGUGUACGAUUGCUGCAGGCACAGCCAGCUAUUAAAGCGGAACCCCUGCUCAAUGCCUUACGCUAUACGACAAAACAUCUGAAUGAGGAGAAUACGCCGAAAAAUAUACGCAAUCUUCUCGCCGCAUAAUAUUGAAUAGGAAGCAAUCAGACUGGGAUCAAUAAGGGUGGAGCGGAAGCAGGGGGAGAAGGGAAUCUGGGUGUUUCACCUAUGUAUUUACUAUCAGACUACCUACUACUGCUACUACCACCUACUACUACUACUACUGUAUAAUCCCAAAGAAUGUGUUUCUUUUACAAUGUGUACAAUUCUUUAAUGUGUAAUUUUGUGUAAUGAUUUAAAAGUUUUUUUUAUUUAUGUAAUUAAUAGGAUUCUAUUUUUAUUAUAAUUAAACAAAACGAGAAAGAAUGCAAAUUUUAA
Messenger RNA from Drosophila willistoni, 1555 nucleotides. RefSeq names its product CYFIP-related Rac1 interactor B. Gene Ontology annotation, biological process: regulation of actin filament polymerization. Bases 290 to 1264 code for a protein of 324 amino acids. Gene Ontology annotation, molecular function: small GTPase binding. Lineage: Eukaryota; Metazoa; Arthropoda; Insecta; Diptera; Drosophilidae. The transcript has 5 exons. The record is from RefSeq and is a predicted model, not a curated record.